Messenger RNA from Rotaria socialis, 2493 nucleotides. The record is from the annotation of a GenBank genome assembly. NCBI's taxonomy places the organism in Eukaryota, Metazoa, Rotifera, Eurotatoria, Philodinida, Philodinidae.
AUGAUAGGCAACACAUCGAGUAUUACUGAAGAGGAUGAAUCCUAUAAUAAUGAUGAGUAUAAUUAUGAUCGGGUACAAUUUGUUGUUGAUCAACGACCAAAUAUCAGUCUCUCUAAAAAUCAAAAUGAACCAAUACCACCAAUAACAUCAACAUCAACAACUGAUUCAAAUUCAUGGAGCAUAUUAAAUGUUAUAAAAAAUUUUCUCUCCAUUUCGCCAUACUUACUUGCUAAAGCAGAAGAACAACUAUAUCAAAACUUAAAGAGACAAUAUUAUGGCGAAUACAUACAUAUCCGUGGCGGUAAUCUAAUUUGGACAGUUAAAAGUUUAAAUCCAUCAAAAACCACUAUUCCCAUUGUACUUAUGCAUGAUUUUGGUUGUGCUAGUGGUAUAUGGAUACUAAAUAUAGAUUUUUUAAGUGCACGUCAUCCUUUAUACAUGUUUGAUAUACUUGGUUUUGGUAGGUCAUCGCGACCAAAUUUCGAUCAGACAAAUUCAAUAAAUGCUGAAACAAAAUUUGUCGAAACAAUUGAAGAUUGGCGUAUAGCUGUUGGUUUACAAACAAAAUUCUAUUUAGUUGGACAUGGUUUUGGUGCUUAUUUAGCUACUGUAUAUGCGCUGAAAUAUGGCGAAUUUAUUAAAAAGUUAAUUCUUCUUGAUCCAUGGGGAUUCAAUCAAAAACCUGAUGAAAAUCAAUUACAUUUAAGUAUACCAUUUUGGAUAAACAUGCUUGCGCGUCUUAUGCAAAAAUUAACAUCAUUUUCUGCAUUCCGUUAUCUUGGACCUUUAGGUUUGCCAUUGUUAAAAAUAUUUGCACCACGUUGGAAACGUUUGUCACCAGCCGAGCAGUCAGCUAAAAAGUCGAACGCACUUUAUAAAUAUUUAUAUUAUGUUAAUACUCAACCAGCAAGUGGCGAUUUAGGUUUUCAAGCAAUUGCAUCAUGGUAUGGUUGGGCAAAAGAUCCUAUAGUUCAAUCGGAUCAUACACGCAUAGAAAGUAUAUCAGAUGACAUUCCGCUUGUAUUUAUUUAUGGUUCACGUACGAAUAUUGAUAAUACAGCUGCACACCAAAUUCUUCUUCAACGUGGCUCAACUAAUACUUCUAUUAAAACUAUUCAUAGUGCUGCACAUUUCUUUUUUAUGGAAAGGCCAAUUCAAUUUCAUGAAGUAAUGAGUGACCUAUUAAGUGAUUUACCGCAAAAUGUUCCUACAUUAGCAUCGGCUGAUAGCACUAUAACUACAGCAAUACUUUCACAAGUGAAUAAAAAAAAUAAAACAAGUGAUAUUUUAGAUAAUAACGAGAAAAGGAUGGCGACGACGAAUGAACUUUUAUUGUCUCCGGAUGAACAAUUGACAUCACCUUCGAAUGCAAUCGAUGAAAUGAUUUCAAUGGCACUUAUUCAUGAAAAUUUAAAUAAUCAAAACUCUCCUAUAGAACAAUUACCAACAGAAUCUACUAAGAAAAAAAUUUCGUCGACUAGCCGUUUUCGUACAAUUGAAACAUUAAAACGACUUUCAUGGAAAAAUAGUGGUCCCGAACAAUUAGCACGUGCUGAAAUGAAAAUAUUUGAAACAUUAAAAUCACAAUUUCAAGGUCGUUAUAUUCCUGUUUUAAAUAAUACACAAAAAAUUUGGUCGAUUUGUGCAAAUUUAACAUCGACCAAUAUUCCUGUUGUACUUAUUCAUGGAUUUGGUGGUGGCGUCGGUUUAUGGAGUUUAAAUCUCGAUCAAUUAUGUCUUGAUCGACCGGUUUACGCUUUUGAUCUACCCGGUUUUGCACACAGUAGUCGACCAGUAUUUAGUCGUGAUCCAAUUGAAGCCGAAAGCCAAUUUGUUGAGAUGAUCGAAGAAUGGAGAAUAAAUAUGGGAUUAAAUGGACCAUUUAUAAUACUUGGCCAUAGUUUUGGUGGCUUUCUAACUGCUGCCUAUGCUAUUCGCUAUCCGAAAUAUAUCGUGCAAAUUGUUUUAGUUGAUCCAUGGGGUUUCGGUCAUAAGCCAGACAAUUGGCAAACAUCACCCAUGCAACGUAUACCACCAUGGUUACGAUCUUUUUCAUCAGUCAUGAUGAAAUUUUCUCCACUUGCUGGACUUCGCGUUGCCGGACCGUUUGGUGUUCACAUAAUGAAAUAUCUUCGACAGGAUUUACGUGUUAAAUUUCAAAAGUUAUUUGAUGAUGAUAGAGUAUUAGAAUAUUUAUAUCAUUGCAAUGCUCAAGUGCCGACUGGUGAAGAGGGUUUUCGAACAAUAAGUGAUCUUCUUGCUUGGUCAAAAAAUCCUAUGAUUGAUAGAAUACAUUUAAUUGAUGAACGAAUUCCAAUACAUUUUCUUCACGGUGAACAAUCAUGGAUUGAAAUUGAUUCAUCUUGGAUAGCUCAAGGAAAACGUGAUAAUGUAUUUAUAGAUACGAUGAAAGAUGCGGGUCAUCAUGUCUAUGCUGAUGCACCCGACGAAUUUGAUAUAUUUUUAAAGAAAACUCUAAUGAACAAAGAAUGA